AUGUCGAGGCGCAAGCAGGCGAAACCCCAACACAUCAACUCGGAGGAGGACCAGGGCGAGCAGCAGCCGCAGCAGCCGGCCCCGGAGUUUGCAGAUGCGGCCCCAGCGGCGCCGGCGGCGGGGGAACCGGGUCCUCCCCUGAGCCGCCCCGGACAUGGCGAUGACGUGACCGGUGGGGACAGGGCGGCACUGAAGCGGCCUCGCCGGGAGGAGACUCACAUCUGUGACAGAUGCUGUGUGGAGCUCUUCAGCUUCUCCGAGUUCUUGGAACACAAGAAAACUUGCACUAAAAACCCGCCGGUCCUCAUCAUGAGCGACAGCGAGGGGCCGGCGCCCGGCGAGGACUUCCCCAGCCAGGCCCCCGGCCGGGAGGACAGCCCCCUGGAGGAGAAGCCGGGCGCCGAGCCCGCCGUGUACCUGAAGACGGAGACCCCCCUGCCGCCCGCGCCCCAGGACAUGAGCUAUUUACCCAAAGGCAAAGUGGCCAACACUAACGUCACCCUGCAGGCGCUGCGGGGCACCAAGGUGGCCGUCAACCAGCGGGGUGCGGACACGCUGCCCGCCCCCGUGCCGGGCGCCAGCAGCAUCCCCUGGGUCCUGGAGCAGAUCCUGUGUCUGCAGCAGCAGCAGCUGCAGCAGAUCCAGCUGACCGAGCAGAUCCGCAUCCAGGUGAACACGUGGGCCUCGCACGCCCUGCACGCCGGCGUGGCGGGGGCCGACGCCCUCAAGGCCCUGGGGGGACACGUGUCCCAGCAGGUCUCUGCCGCCGUGGCCUUGCUCAGCCAGAAGCCCGGAGGCCCGGCUCUGCCCCUGGACGCCUUGAAACCAGCCAGGCUACCUCACGCCAACCUCCCCGCCACCAACUCUGUGUCCCCGGGGCUGACCCCCUUCGCCCUGAAAGCCGACGGGGCGCGGGUGCUCCCCGGGGUCGUGUCCCGCCUCCCGGGCGCUUUGCUACCUCAGGCCCCAGGCUCAGUGCUCUUCCAGGGCCCUUUCUCCACCGUGGCGUUAGACCCGGCCAAGAAAGGGAAAGGGAAGCCCCCGAACAUCUCCCUGGUGGAUGUCAAAGCCAAAGACGAGCUCUCCCUCUGCAAGCACAAGUGUAAGUACUGUAGCAAGGUUUUCGGGACUGAUAGCUCCUUGCAGAUUCACCUCCGCUCCCACACCGGAGAGAGGCCUUUCGUGUGCUCGGUCUGUGGCCACCGUUUCACCACCAAGGGCAACCUCAAGGUGCACUUUCAUCGACACCCCCAGGUGAAGGCAAACCCCCAGCUGUUUGCCGAGUUCCACGACAAAACCACAGCAGGCAAUGGCCUGUCGCCUGCCCGCGCCUUCCCUGUCCCAGUCGAUGAGUCGAGUCUCUGUCUCGACAGCAAACCUGUCCUCGUGACAGGUCCCCCCCAUGCAGGGCUACCUCAGAAUCUCUCUUCGGGAGCCCACCCCAAGGACCUCACGGGUGGCCCGCCCCCCGGGGACCUGCAGCUGGGGCCGCCUCCAGAAAGCGAGGGCGCAGCCCUACUCUGCGGGGCGGGGCCAAAGCACAGCUCCCCGAGGGGUUGUGGCUUCCCAGGGAGCGGGACCCCCGAGCCAGGGUCAGAGACCCUGAAGCUGCAGCAGCUGGUGGAGAACAUCGACAAGGCCACCACCGACCCCAACGAGUGUCUCAUCUGCCACCGAGUCUUGAGCUGCCAGAGCUCCCUCAAAAUGCAUUACCGAACCCACACCGGGGAGAGGCCGUUCCAGUGCAAGGUCUGCGGCCGGGCCUUCUCCACCAAGGGCAACCUGAAGACGCACCUCGGGGUGCACCGCAGCAGCGCAUGCGUGAAGACGCAGCACUCGUGCCCCAUCUGCCAGAAGAAGUUCACCAACGCCGUCAUGCUGCAGCAGCACAUACGGAUGCACAUGGGCGGCCAGAUCCCCAACACGCCCCUGCCCGAGCGCCCCUGCGACUUCAUGGGUCCCGAGCCAGCGGUGGUCGGCGAGAAUGGCGGCCCGGGGCCCGUGGGCCACGACCACGCCGGCGAGAGCACCGACGUCGACGACGUCGGCGCCCAGGAGCCCGCCGGGGGCGCCUCCUCGGCCCCCGCACCUCUGGCCUGCGCCCACGCGGCGUCGCCCCCGCUGGGGUUCGCUGUGGUGGCCCCGCCGGAGGCCCCCGGCAGGGCGGGUCCUGCUCCUCUCACCCUGCGGCGGCAGAGCAGCCGGGAGAACGGCUCGGCGGAGAGCGACGCCCCGACCAACGACUCGUCGCCCUCCGUGGCGGGGGACCAGGAGUGUCAGGGCCGAAGUCCAGACGCCCUGGAGACCGCGUCCUUCCAGGCGCCCUCGCCGGCCAACAGCCAGGCGGAAAGCGUCAAGUCCAGGUCUCCCGAUGCCGGCGGCAAGGCGGAGGGUGCCGAGAGCAGCCGCCCUGACUUGGAAGGUCGGACCAGUCUGCCGUCGGCAUUUAUCCGAGCCCAGCCCACCUAUGUCAAGGUGGAGGUCCCUGGCUCCUUCGUGGGACCCGCCAGUGUGUCCCCGGGCGUGACGCCUCUGCUGACCACCCAGCCCCGCCGCCAGGCCAAGCAGCAUGGCUGUCUGCGUUGCGGCAAGAACUUCUCGUCUGCCAGCGCGCUCCAGAUUCACGAGCGGACUCAUACCGGGGAGAAGCCCUUUGUCUGCAGCAUAUGUGGGCGAGCAUUCACCACCAAAGGCAACUUGAAGGUCCACUACAUGACCCACGGGGCCAGCAACAGCUCCGCGCGCCGGGGGAGGAAGCUGGCCAUCGAGAACACCAUGGCGCUGUUAGGCGCGGAGGGCAAGAGGGUCCCGGAGAUGUUUCCCAAGGACGUGCUGACCCCCUCGGUGAACGUGGACCCCGUGGUGUGGAACCAGUACACGACCAUGCUCCACGGCGGCCUGGCCAUGAAGACCAACGAGAUCUCCGUGAUCCAGAGCGGCGGCAUCCCCACGCUGCCCGUGUCGCUGGGCGCCAGCUCCGUGGCGAGCAACCCGGCCCUCUCCAAGAUGGAUGGCUCGCAGGCGGCUCUGGGCGCCGACGGGGAGAAGCCCGGCGCGGCCGACGGCGUCCCCAAGCACCAUUUCCCCCACUUCCUGGAAGAAAAGAAGAUUGCGGUCAGCUGA
Condylura cristata (star-nosed mole) is the source of this 3123-nucleotide messenger RNA. It is a transcript of the gene SALL4, whose product is annotated as spalt-like transcription factor 4. The record is from RefSeq and is a predicted model, not a curated record. Gene Ontology annotation, cellular component: nucleus. The coding region runs from base 1 to 3123 and encodes 1040 amino acids. The transcript is spliced from 4 exons. Gene Ontology annotation, biological process: regulation of transcription by RNA polymerase II. Gene Ontology annotation, molecular function: DNA-binding transcription factor activity, RNA polymerase II-specific; RNA polymerase II cis-regulatory region sequence-specific DNA binding. NCBI's taxonomy places the organism in Eukaryota, Metazoa, Chordata, Mammalia, Eulipotyphla, Talpidae.